AUGGGUAUUUCUAAUGGUCAUUUAUUCAUCCCUAUGUCACACAGGGGUGGCCUUUCUUGUUUGGUGUACAAAAUUUGCCGUUGUGAUUCAUACUCAAUUAAACGACAUGAUGAGAGACGACAUGUAGGGGAGACUGACACAGUUCCAUUUUAUACUGUUGGAAUGGAAAUUGCCAGAGAUAACAUUAUCAAGCAUGAAACACAAAAAAUUGAAAAGCUAGCAAGUGUGAGCACUUCUUCAAAAGAAGGAAAGUCCACUAAUUCCAAAAAUAGCGAUACAGCCGAUACUACAAUAAUUCCUACAAUAACAAUUGCAGACAAUGCGAAUGCUAAUAUCCAUGCAGGAUCUUCGCUGUCACAAAUUGAAACUGAAUCAGAGAUCACAAAAUCAGAAGAUCCUUGUGAUGUGACUGGUCCAGAAAAUUUGCAUAAGUCUGUUUAUGAAAUGAUCACUACAAAAUCAAAGCAAUCAACCCUGAACUUUGCUGCUAAAGCUAAUAAAGCAGAAGUGCCAAAGUCUGAUUUGUCUCUUGAGUCAAAAAUUGACAAUCUUGUAAGGGAAUUUCAGGAUUUUAAAUUAAGCAUUGGAAAGAAAAUCAAUGUUGGAUUGAAUGAACGACAAAAGCCUUCGGUGUUAUCUUCCAUUUCUGCGAAAACAGUACAUGAAAUGUCUGAACUGGUGACCUCCUGGCCAGACAUAAAAAACAUAAUUGAAAUGACAGACAAGUGCAAAGAAAUUCAGUUUUUUGGUGGUGGAAGUGGUGAUCUAUCAGUUUUAAGAUGCAAAACUUGUUUUGAUUAUCUCACCAGCUGUAAUGAUAAAAGUCAAAAGACUCAAAACAAUGACAUUGUGAAAACAGCAAAGAAAGGAGUAGGAAAGUAUGUUAGUAUGUAGAUACUUCAAUAUAAUUUGUGUUUACUGUUUAAUAAUUGUUGGCCGAAAUUCCUAGCUAAAAUCAUGUGUUUUGUAAGGAAGUAAAAGAGACUCAUGAUAAAUACCUAAAAAUAGAUACAAAUCAUACAAUGUCAAUGAGACAUCCUUUCAUGGACAACUUAGACUUGCCCCAAGUCUCUCUCGAAUGGGUUUUGAUAGGGUAUAUCCAGUUUAUUAUGAGAUCAGUUUUAAACUUGAAACACAGAAAACUGAUCUCAUAAUAAACUGGAUAUACCCUAUCAAAACCCAUUCGAGAGAGACUUGGGGCAACUCUAUGCACAACUACAAACAAACAAUGAAUUACUCAUUCCUAAGGUUAAGUAGAAUAUAUUUAUUUCAUUUUAACAUUCUUUUUUACAGGUAUUCAGGAAGCUUGAGUACGGGGUGGUUUUCAAUGCCAACAAAAGUGACAUGCUUUUAAAAGGUGGAGCACAAGAAUGGUAUUAUCUAAAGAAUACUGUGAAGCAACACAUUACCUGUGCAAGUAGUCAAGUUCAUUUCGAAGCACUGCAGGUGAAAGGAUGAUUUUAAAAGAAUCUAUACCCUUUGGAAUAAUUUGAUGUAUUUUUGUUUUGCUACAGUAAAAUACAGCAAGAUUUGUUCAUCAAAUUUUAUUUCACAUUUUAGUAUGCUGAUCGUCUAAAAAAACGGCGCCACCGUGUGACGACAGUUACAGAAAAUUUA
Molecule: messenger RNA, 1617 nt
Organism: Paramuricea clavata
Lineage: Eukaryota; Metazoa; Cnidaria; Anthozoa; Malacalcyonacea; Plexauridae
Source: the annotation of a GenBank genome assembly